GGCGUCCCCGCCUCCGUCUCUCCACUUCCCAACUCUGUUUUACUGAUCCGGGCCCGGCCGUGAUCACAUCUCGCUCCGUCUCUGCAGCCCUGCCGGAUCUUGUUUAUCAAAUGCUCUACAGAAGACCGACGACAAGAAGAAGGAGUCUCCCAUCCUCUUCCUCUCUCGCUUCUUUCUCUCUCUUCUCCUCGCUCGCGCUUUUAAUUGCGUUCACAUGACAACUCCCUCGCGCUCUUAGGGGGCCCCAAGCCUGACUCGGCCUAAUUCAUGCCUGUGCUUCUGCCCGACCCCAGCUUCCCGAAUCUCAUCGUCGCCCGGGACGCCGCAAAUACCAGCCACCAGCUCCAACCAGUCGUGUGCGCAUGGUCAUUGAGUGGGGAGUACGGGACGGGCUCAAGAAUAUUGUACUAUGUCUUGGUGGCAGCCUGUGUGCUCGCUCGCAAGUCAGAAUGGCUUCGGAACGCUUGCUUGGCCGCCGCGCUGGUCAUUCCGGCCACUGCUGCGAUCCACGCCAUCGUUCUCGCGGCAUUGCAUGUUGACGACGCGAUAGAUAUGGACAUCUACGGCGCCUUCCAAUUCUGCACCAUUGGCAUCUUGACCGCGCCUGCGACGGUCAGACUAUCCAAGACGUACUUCAACAACCCUGGGAGAAAUGUCAUGUUUGUGUGGACCAUGCUGCUGCUUGCAGGUUUGAGCACUCCCGUCUCUUCGUUGUGUAGGCGCCGAUUCCCUCGGAUUCUGACCCCCGCAGGACUCGUGUCUUUGACGGUCGAAUUCUUCCGCACGGAUUCGAAGCCAUGCACGGAUGACGGCUCCGGCCAGCCGCUCUAUCGCGGCGCCGAGUUUCCCUACGGCAAGGCGACUUGCGGCAUGAUCUGUUCACCCGAUGCUGGUCCCUUCAGUCCCAUGAGGACUGGCGCAUCCGACAACAUCAACGUGGUACCAGCGCCCACCAUCCUCAACUUCGGCGCCGCCACUCUCAUUGCCGCCGCCUGCUGCGUACCUGGCAUUCUCUCGAUGGUCUCCAUGUGGGACAAGAUCCUGAGGACCAACUGGGCGAAGCAAUUCGGCCCUGGAGACACAGACGAGCUCAUCUCGGGGACCAACGGCGCGACCGAGAAGGGGAUGAAGACGGUGAAUGACGUGAUCCGACGCCUCCUGGGCCUCGUUGAGAUUCCCGUGUUCGGCGGCGCCGUGCUCGCUCUUAUCGUCACGGGGGAGCUCAACUUCUGGAGCAAGGCGAUGAAGUACGACACGGAUCCCCUCGGCAACAUCUCACAGUGGAGCUCGAUCGCCGCCUCCGUGUUUGCGGCCUGCGGAUCGCUCUACAUGCUGUUUGCCGAGGGCCUCGAGGUCCAGGAGAACCUUGCGACACCUGCGUACCCGGCGGGUGUCUGCACUUGUCUGUGCCAUGAACACAGCAGCCGUUCGGAUUCCCUGAGCGACAACGAUGCUGCGAACAUGCAGCAAAUCCAAGCACAAGGCGCUCCAACAAAUGCCGGUCUUGGCCGACGUGCCACUUCACCCGCUCGCAUGCUCACACCCGUCCGCACCGACACAGCCCCCGACACUGACAGCCAGGCACAUGGGCUCGGCAUUCGUCCCAUGGACUCCGGUUCCUCGACGGGGAGCCGGCGAGAUGUGAGGAAUGCGUUGAUGAGAUUCGCGACCGCACUCGGAACCGUGUCACCGACGCGGUUCGACGACUACGAGUUCCGACACGGUGAAGCCACCGCCUUCCCCCAGGUCCCAGGAGAAGAGAACCGAAACAGGCGGCUGCCGCAGAUCAGGGAGCAGUGGGGACAGAGCACGCUCGACGCCGACGACACGCUGACGCCGCGUGGGCGGCGCUCGAGAGCUAACAGCUUCCACGGCACCACCGCUUCCCGGUCCAAUUCUGUCGGCCCGCCGGCCUCCUCGCCGGAAUCCCCAACGCCGGCGCGGCCUUCGGCGGCCUCCUUCCUGGGGCUGCCGACCACAUCGAGCCCCGAAAGCAUGACCGAACCGGUCUUUCCUGCCCGACCGUCGGCUGAGCUGGAGACUGCCCGGCCGUCAGCUGAGCGGGAAACUGCCUGGCCGUCGGCUGAGCCGGAAACGGCCCGACCGUCGGCUAAAUCGGAGACGGCCCGGCGGCGAGGCAACACCGUCGUGACGCUCCACGAGGGGCUCAACUCACCGGCGAUCGUUCUCUCGUCAGACGAGGAGCCGAGCCAGACGUCUCCGCCGGCCGCGGCAAGCGCAGGCCCCGCGGAGAGGCCGCCGCCGUGACAACGCCACGUUCGAGACAAGCAACAGGGUUUUUUUCUGAUUGAUGCAUGAACCAUGAAUGAAUUUUGCAGCUGUAAACAUAGAAUGGGCACUGGGACCUGGGCGGCUACCUGUAUUUAUUUCACGAGAAGCUCAAGCGGUGUGAGUUGCUGUCCUAGAUGCAAACGAGGUUAAAUCACGUUCAAGCAAGCUUCGCGGUACAUUCCGUCGAUUCUCGGCCCCAACUCCGUCUUUCCGGGAUACCAAUCAAGCUCGUUGUUUUAGGGCUCAUUACCAUGUCACACUGGCCGUUCAGUUUGUCAGGUCUGAGCUCUGCAGGAGUCGCCAUGUUGCUGGAGUGACGAGGGCAACUUCUCGUGUGUCGCCCCUAGAACUGGCAACAAGCUGAGUGAUCGCAUAAAGGCAAC
Messenger RNA from Thermothielavioides terrestris NRRL 8126, 2675 nucleotides. RefSeq lists its product as uncharacterized. The coding region runs from base 268 to 2268 and encodes 666 amino acids. Lineage: Eukaryota; Fungi; Ascomycota; Sordariomycetes; Sordariales; Chaetomiaceae. The record is from RefSeq and is a predicted model, not a curated record. The transcript has 3 exons.